This is a messenger RNA of Anopheles marshallii, 1512 nucleotides long. It is a transcript of the gene mtTFB2, whose product is annotated as dimethyladenosine transferase 2, mitochondrial. Gene Ontology annotation, cellular component: mitochondrial matrix. Gene Ontology annotation, biological process: transcription initiation at mitochondrial promoter; rRNA methylation. Lineage: Eukaryota; Metazoa; Arthropoda; Insecta; Diptera; Culicidae. The transcript has 4 exons. The record is from RefSeq and is a predicted model, not a curated record. Gene Ontology annotation, molecular function: rRNA (adenine-N6,N6-)-dimethyltransferase activity; mitochondrial transcription factor activity. The coding region runs from base 1 to 1512 and encodes 503 amino acids.
AUGUAUCAGUUCACCACACAAAUAUUCCUGGAACACUACACGCACUGCCUAAAUAUGACCGGCAACAGUUUACACAUUACUCGAAAUCUAUUUGCCCGGUGGAGAAACAUUCAAACUUCGCUGUAUCGAACGAUAGUGAACGGCGAUGCAGCACCGUUUAAACCUAAAACAAUGCGUACCCGAAAACCGAAAGCAACAACCGCAUCAACCGACAUCAGUGCCGACAUUGCCGUACCAAAGGAUAUAGUCGAACACUUUCAAACCGCCGAAGGAAUGGAUGCGUCCGUAUUGCAACACUUCCCACCAGCGAUACUGCGAAAAAGCUCGCUAAACACGGAACGAUUCUACGUCGCAAAUCGAACAACGGCCGAACAAAUCGCAAACGUCAUUACUAAAGAUCUACCGUCUGAUCGCUUGCUGGUGGAAGUAAAUCCCGGUCCUGGACUACUCACUGAGCAAAUUAUGAAACGUAAUGUUACCAACCUGCGCCUUUACGAAACGGAUGCCUCCUUUGAAAUGCGGCUACAGUCGUCACUUAACCUGCCCAAAGAUGUGCUUCGAAUAGGAGAUUUUAAUGGAUUGUGGCGAUUGUCGUAUCUGGACGGUUUCGACAACGGUCGGCGCGUCUUAAAGCUGCUGGAUGGUAUACCACAACGGAAGCUGAACGAUGAAGUCAGCUUCCGGUUAUUUUCUGUAAUCGGGACGGUGAAGUUUUUGCGUUACAUCAUGAACUCAAUCACGCACCAAUCCGAAUUCUAUUCCCUCGGACGGUAUGAAAUGUUUCUAGUGAUGUCACCUUUGCUGUACGCACAAAUCUCAUCAACCAAAGCUGCCGGAUACAAACUGUACCGGGGAAGUACGAUCGUGUUUCAAGUAUACUUCGAGCACGAAUUACUGGGAAAGGUACCACGCAAACACUUCCUACCCUGGUGUACUAGUGGUAGUGCAAAGAAGUUCCGCACACUCCACCAAAAGCUCAUACAGGAUGGAACCGAGGAGUGGUAUCUGGUAAAGAUUAUGCCACGGAAAAAUCUCCACGAGCACCUGCUGCCCGACAAUUUGGGGCUGUUUGCUUCGUUUGUGACGCAACAUUACGUAAGCAGACGGAAUCGGAUUAUCCCUUCGUUAGAACACUGGAUACCGAACUGUGGGGCAAGAUUAAUACUGAACGCAAACUAUACGCGAAGAUCCACGAAAAAAGCACCAGCGGCAAGCGUGUUACCCAGUCAGCUGCAGAAGUCGUCACCCCUGUCAUCGAACGAUUAUGCCGAUAAUAUGAACAUAUAUACCGAGUUCGGUGAACUGACGCCCACGCAGGUGUUAACACUGUUCAAUGAGUUUAUCAACUGGUCCGAAUUCCACCAGUCACCGUUCCUGCAGGCGGUGGAGAGUCAAAAGCAUAAGCAGCGCCUCCUGCAAAAUCUAGACGAUGAGGAUACGGCCGAAGAGUCUAGCGAACCGCACACAAUUGCUGAAAAGGGCCUUGAAAUGAGAAAACGAUCGGAUGCAUAG